GUUUUAAAACAUUUUUAAGGCGCAUGAUCAGUAGCUGCACCACUAGAAAGAUGGCGGAGCAAGAGCAAAGAAAAAUCCCUUUGGUUCCAGAAAAUCUCCUGAAAAAGAGGAAGGCUUAUCAAGCCCUCAAAGCCACCCAGGCAAAGCAGGCACUUUUGGCAAAGAAGGAGAAGAAAGGAAAAGGGCUCAGGUUUAAGCGACUGGAAUCAUUCCUACAUGAUUCCUGGCGGCAGAAACGUGACAAGGUGCGUCUCAGAUGACUAGAAGUGAAACCUCAUGCCUUGGAAUUGCCAGAUAAACAUUCCUUGGCCUUUGUUGUACGCAUCGAAAGGAUUGAUGGCAUGAGUUUACUGGUGCAGAGAAUCAUUGCAAGACUUCACCUAAAGAAAAUUUUUAGUGGUGUCUUUGUAAAAGUCACCCCCCAGAAUCUAAAAAUGCUGCGUAUAGUGGAACCUUAUGUAACCUGGGGAUUUCCAAAUCUGAAGUCUGUCCGAGAACUCAUUUUGAAACGUGGACAAGCCAAGGUCAAGAAUAAGACCAUCCCUCUGACAGACAACACAGUGAUUGAGGAGCACCUGGGGAAGUUUGGCGUCAUUUGCUUGGAAGACCUCAUUCAUGAAAUUGCCUUCCCAGGGAAGCAUUUCCAGGAGAUCUCAUGGUUCUUGCGCCCUUUCCACCUCUCAGUGGCCCGUCAUGCUACCAAAAAUAGAGUGGGCUUCCUCAAGGAGAUGGGCACACCUGGCUAUCGGGGUGAACGCAUCAAUCAGCUCAUCCGUCAGCUGAACUAGACCCAGGUGCCAAACUGCGGUAAAUUUUUUAUCAGUGAAGUGGAAGCAUGUGUUUUGUUUUGGGAAUUUUUAUCAAGUAUCUUCAGAGAAGAUUAUUUCCUGCUUUAUCUUCAGAAACUGGAAAGGAAGGGUCAAAGAAAAGAC
Molecule: messenger RNA, 932 nt
Organism: Pan troglodytes (chimpanzee)
Lineage: Eukaryota; Metazoa; Chordata; Mammalia; Primates; Hominidae
Product: ribosomal protein uL30-like
Exons: 2
Biological process (GO): maturation of LSU-rRNA from tricistronic rRNA transcript (SSU-rRNA, 5.8S rRNA, LSU-rRNA)
Cellular component (GO): cytosolic large ribosomal subunit
Molecular function (GO): structural constituent of ribosome; RNA binding
Source: RefSeq, a predicted model, not a curated record